CGGAAGCGUAAGAUAUUCGCAGGAGCAGAGUUUUUCUCCCCGACGUUUCAAAGUUUUCCCACACACAGCGGAAGUUUCGGGCCGGUGAACUGCAACCAGACCGAACAGCAGCAGGUGUUUUGUUUUCCCGAGGAGUGUUUUAGCUUUUUUUUUCGAAUAAUCGAAAGAGUGAAAUUCAAAAGCGAUUUGAUUGUGUGGCCGAUCGCUUCAGGCACCCGAAAACCAAUCGAAAGAUCACUCGGAUGUUUAGUAAACUGCCAUUUUCAUGGUGGAAAACACUGGUACAUUGACGUGCAGGGAUGGGCUGGCUUAUGUUGUUGGCAGUAGUGCUGGCCCUACUCAAAUUAUUAGGAGUUACACAAGGUACCACUGCUCAGCCGGGUCAAGUACCACCUCAACUCAGUACUCCGUCGCCUAUUCCGGGACUACCCGGAGGCGGAAUCGGAGGUAUCAGAAGAACGAGCGGCUGGAGAGAAUGGAGACGAGCGGAUCCGACUCUGAUCAACAGUUUGUGGCGGAGCAAGAUGGGGAACGGGAUCAGAAAACAAUUAGGAAACGCCGAAGUCUACAUAAUCCUAGCCUUGCUCAUAGGCGUCGUGACGGUAGUGAUCGGCUGCUGGCUGUCCGACAACUGUUGGUCUCCCGAUCCGGAAACGGGCGUCGUGACGGUGGCCUGACCUCAGCCCAGAGGUCCUCCGGGACACGGAGGACCCAGGGACCCGCGCGACGGCGGCGUCGUAGUCGUGGACGUCUCUUCAGCGGACGAGGAAGAGGGAAAUUCGUCACCUGGGGACCGGUCUUCCAGUCCCGAGAGCGAUUGGCCUCUUGUAGAGGUAUCAGAAAGAGACGUUCUCAAUCCCUGACACCACGCCCUGUGCGAAAAGAACGGUUCCGUCAUCAUGGGUGACCCGAACGACCACCAUUUGGAUUUGCCGGAAGAGUGCGAGCUGCACAAAUCGUCGCCGAUAAUGGAAAACGGCCACGUGUGCCAUCAAAUGGACGCGUGCGAAGUGCACGACACCAUGAACAACGGUGCCACCAUUCUCACUAUGUUCGACGAUGCCGACAUGGAGAGCUGAGAAUUAAUUUCCGAUUAGGUUGCCCUUACCAUGAGUGAUAAAGUAGACCUUUUAGUACUCACUAAUUGUAGGUAGGUACUCAUUUAUGUAUGCAACCAGAUUCUCUAAAUGAGUACCUACUAUCUUAGAAAGUCUUCAAUGUUGCUAAGAUUAUCUAAGAGUAAAAAAAAAAGUCAAUUACCCUAUUUAGGUGGACGCAUCCACCCACACACCCCCAUAUGUGUGCUUUUUUUUUGUAAUAUAAAUUUUACAUUUACCAAAAAAAAAAAAUGCUCAACAAAUAUGCAUUUUUUUUAUAUUACUGACUCUAUACUAUUCCUGACUGGUUAGCUGAUAAAUUUAGUAAAUGUACCUACCACUCUAUAUAGUACCUUUUAGGUCAUAUCAAAACAAUUUGCCUUUUUCUAGCUGUGCCUAUUUUCCUCUCUAGUUGUACAUAGUUUUAUAUAUUGCUUUUUUUUUCCUUGUAAAUUGAUUGUAUAUUAGGCAUAUAAAGACUGACUUUGAGUUUUGAACCUAUACAAAUUGCAUUACAAUAGUUUAAGUUUCCUCUGAUUAUAUUAUAAAAAUAACUGAUAUUAUUAUAAACCCCAUUACUUUUAGAUACCAAGAAAAUCUGUUUAGUAUUAUUAGCAAAAAUAAAUGGAACAAUUAGAUUUAGAUAGAUAAUUAUUUCAGAGGGCUCUGUGAUAAAGUGAAUUUUGUGUAACUGGAUAUAUAAUUCACAGACAGAGCCUUAAUAAUUCAAGUUUACUAAAUUGUAAAUAUUAUAAAAUAUACCUAAUCAUGCUACUUAUGUAUAAAAAUUUUGUGUUUAAAACUCAGAAAAACGUUUUGAAUUGGUGCUUAUCCUAACAUAGAUAGCUGAAAGUGUAUUAGGGAUCAAAAAAUAUUACAAUUUAAACUAAUCUAAAUAUUGUGUAAUGGAUGUGUGUGUCGAUUAUAUAGUAAAUAAACCAAAAAAAAUCAUUGCAACGAUAUUUGUACCAAAUAAAUUUUAUUGUGUAAAACCUACCCGAAAAUAUAUUGUGUGUAAAAUAGAUGUGUGUUUUCCAUUAUUUAUCAAAGAAUUCAAUUGGACAAAAAUUCACACAAUCAUUG
Molecule: messenger RNA, 2180 nt
Organism: Ceutorhynchus assimilis (cabbage seed weevil)
Lineage: Eukaryota; Metazoa; Arthropoda; Insecta; Coleoptera; Curculionidae
Source: the annotation of a GenBank genome assembly